Molecule: messenger RNA, 915 nt
Organism: Pomacea canaliculata
Lineage: Eukaryota; Metazoa; Mollusca; Gastropoda; Architaenioglossa; Ampullariidae
Product: probable RNA-binding protein EIF1AD
Exons: 5
Coding region: 120-725 (201 amino acids)
Biological process (GO): translational initiation
Cellular component (GO): nucleus
Molecular function (GO): RNA binding; translation initiation factor activity
Source: RefSeq, a predicted model, not a curated record
AUUCAGAUUUUUUGAAAUACAGUAUUUGUAUUUUUACUUCCGGUUUGAGUGAAACAUUUGUCUCGCUACAGUGGCUAUUCGCUGUUCUAGGAGAAACCGUUGAAUACAACAGUUGGAUAAUGUCCAGAAUCACGAAAAGAAAACAUGUAGUGCGGGAAGUUCUUGACGAAUAUGUUUUGCCAAGUGGCAAGCAGGACAUUGUUAGGGUAUUGGGAGGCAGAGGAAACAAUUUGCAUGAAGUCGAAGAUCCUACAGGCACAAAGUACCUUGUGAGCAUGCCUACAAAAUUCCGCAAAAAUGUCUGGAUCAAAAGAGGAGACUUCGUGAUUGUUGAACCUAUUGAGGAAGGUGAAAAAGUGAGGGCUGAAAUUGUACACAUUCUUCUUCGGGACCAUAUAAGGCACAUUCAAGACCAGGGUCUGUGGCCAGCUUUGUUCCAGCUAGAGCAACAAAAAACAGACUGUUAUGUCCAAGAUGACAUGUUGCCUCCGAGUGAUUCUGAAGGCGAGGAAGAUUUGGGGCUGAAGGUGAUUAAUACCAAUCGAAGGCAAGUUGAAGAUGACGACUCUUCUGAUGAAGAAGACUUGGAAAGUGAGAAAGAGAUAGACAAUUCAGAGGUGGAGAAUGAUGAAAAGACAGACAAUGAAAAGAAAGUAGAAGAGACAGCUGAGGGGGAAAAUUCUCCAGACUCCAGAAUAACUGAUUCAAUUCUUACUGAGAGAUAACACACCAGGAUGAAGAUAUUUUUGUUUAUUUUGUAUUUGUGGUGUUUUAACAUUGUUUUGGAAAAAAAAUCCAUAAGACAUAUUAAACCAACAUUCAGAAAAUUCAAGAGGUGUCUUGUACACACUGCUGUUGUGCAAAUACAUGUUUUUUUUAUAAAAUAGUAAUAAAGGCAAUGUGAAUAUAAAUAUU